Bombus pascuorum is the source of this 10610-nucleotide messenger RNA. RefSeq lists its product as uncharacterized. Gene Ontology annotation, molecular function: 3',5'-cyclic-AMP phosphodiesterase activity. Bases 2976 to 6623 code for a protein of 1215 amino acids. The transcript is spliced from 14 exons. NCBI's taxonomy places the organism in Eukaryota, Metazoa, Arthropoda, Insecta, Hymenoptera, Apidae. The record is from RefSeq and is a predicted model, not a curated record.
CAUCCAGGGUAUCGUUCUUACUCGCGGAUAUUCUAUUCGAUUCUACUGCAAUCUCGAUGGACGCUUCUCUCGUGUCUCUAUACGAUGAGGAUAUUCCGUGGCUGUAUACAGAAGUCGAGUUGCAGUUGCUGAAAGAGGAUAUCAUCGUCUAUUGAUCAUCGUUCGAUUGUUCCUUCGCUGUCGGGUGAUACGGCUUUUAAGUGAUACGAGCGUAUGUUUACGCGGUGCGUCCGUACGACGAGGAAACGAUAGUGCUUGUUGAAUUUCCGUACAUGUCGAUGUUGAUCGAGAUGUAUGAAUCUUAUCGACCGAAAUGUAAAUAAAGCUAAAUCGCUUAAUUUCUCACGUCGAUGAAAAUGGAUUGGUGAAAGGUGGCCCGGAAGCUUCUCAACGAAUCUUCUUUCUUUCCGUCUCUCUUUAAAUGGCAAGAAUUAAUCGUACGAGCAAGAGACAUUGAAACGAUAGGAAGCGCGGAAACGAGUACACGCAACCGUGGUUCCCACCUUUUUCCAAACCUCUUUUCCUCUCGUUUUUCACCCUUUUUUUUUUUUUUUUUUUUUUUUCCCUCGUGGCCGUACACUCUUUGAGAGCGAACUCUCGCCACACGGUUAUAAUUGCUGCUCCGUAAGCUGAAAAAAAGAGUCUCGCGGAAAAAUCGAGGUCGAAGGGAACAAAGAGGAGGACCUUUGUUCUUGCCCAUUUUUAUUUCUUUUCUCCUCUCUGGCCUGCACACAGCGAAGAGAGAGAGAUUCUUACUACGGAUUCGUGGUAUCUUAUCGAGAAAGAGAGUAGCGGGAGGAUCUCGUUGUUUACCUGACGUAUUAGACGUGCCAUUAACGAAGACGACGACGACGACGACGACGACGACGACGACGACGCGACGCGAUGGAAAUGGACAAUGUGGUUCACGGAUAGAGAGUCGCGAUCACCGAGAUUUCCAGGUUCAGCGAGUGAACCACGUGCUCAUCAUCGUCUCGAUGAUCGCUUUUUUCGAAAUUCAUCGACGUCCGAUCGAAGGAAAUACGAAGGAAACGACAAUUCAUACAUUUCUCUGUACUUGUCCGUGUUCUUCUUACACGACGUAUGCCAUUUUCCCGGUAUAUUAAUCUUUCGUACUCCGCACGAAUCGAUUGACUAUGUGCCAAUUGUUAUUUAGUUUUACUUUCAUCGAUAAAGCGAUGGAAAAGAAAAGAAGUUCACAAUGCACAGGUAAAUUCGUAUCAUAGAUAUUUAUUAGGUACUUUCUCUCUUCUAAAUAUAUGAGAUUUAGCUUUAAAAUACUCCAUCGUAUAAAAAUGCUGGGAUCGUUAACUGAUCAUAUUGAAAGAUUUUGCAAAGGGUGAAAAUCUGGCGGAUGUAUUUAGGGAGCAGCGUUGUUAGCACGUUCCGUGCUCACUAAAAAGCAAAAGUUCUGCUAUAUCAGAAUUACGUAAUGUUCAAUAUAUUAACAUUUUAAAUAAGAUUUUGCUAGCUUCACAUAAUCGUGAAUAAAAGACUUCGCAGGUUUCCUCGACUUUGAAAGAACGCGAAUAGUGUUUCUUUAUUGUUCAAAAAUUAUAACAAAAAUCUCGUUUGCUUGUAGAGAAGAGAAACUGCAAUCAGUCACAGUUUUUAGUUCGAUCUAAAAACUAAAGACCAGUAACGAAUAGACUGCAGCCGACGAAGUGUUUGCUUUCGUGUGUAUCUUGGACCACGGGGGACCCGAGGGGCACGGGGCGCGUUAGAAUUCCAAAAGCUACGUUCCCACGUGACCCGGACACACGGCGCCACGAGACAUCCGUUCGGAAUCGAGAUUAACGUCUGUCCACGAGGAAAAUCGUUCGAUCGACAAUUUUACAUCGUACGGACCAUGUGCGUACUCAAAUAAUCGGUUUCGUUCACCUUCUGUGUGUGAUUCGCCCAACGUUUUCCUAUUCUUUCUCUCUCGUUAUCCUAGUUAUGGUGCUCCAUUGUAGGACCACUAUGUGUCGUUAGAUGCUAUCGUGCUCGUAACUUGACGGCAAUCGAUAGUUUCCUCCGAGGAAAGGAAGGAGAGAGCUGCAGCUCCUCCCUCUCGACCUUCUCGAGUUCCGUGGAGACUCGUUUCCGACGUACUUUCCUGGUGGUGCAGGUGAUAUGCGGUACCGGUGGAUCGUCGUUGGAAGGGACGGUCGUCUGAACGGCGUGCGACACGGGAUCGAUCGAAUGUACGCGACCACGCGACCACUAGCCGAUCUCCGGAUCAGGACAAAGCUGAACCGUGUCCGGGAUGAGGCGUUCGAACGUGAAAGAUAAUCGGUCAGUCGUGUCGAGAGAUAUAUCUGAACCAGCUGGCUAGAUGUACAUCGUAGUAACGCGAAUGUAUAGUAGUACGAUCGAAUAGUUAAAACGGUGAAGUUCGAAGUCGCGGUUGGAUAACGAUAGGAGAUACCUGCAUGCGAAGACAACGAUCUGGGAGAUCGGAGGAAAUAGUGUGAAACAGUAGUGAACAGCUGAAGUGUGACAGAUACGUGAAAUUUAGAGAAAGAAUAAUCAGAGAAAUUUUAGCACAAGUGAUAAAAGUGCUCGAAUAUUUAAAAAAAGAAGGCGCGAUAAAAUCAAACACGAGGAAUUACGCGAGAGAUUAAAAGCGCAAGCUUUGAAAACGCUCGCUAAGAGAACUGAGGAAUUGAAAGAAAAAAAAAGAAGAACAAAAGAAAUUAAUUACAUUUCGAAGAAGCGAAUAAAUUAUCGACGAUCCAUCGAGAAUAAAAAUCCGAGAUAAAAUUGGAAGAGUGUAGCGGAAUUGUAUAAUAGAGAAAAGAAAUAGAGAAACAAGAUUGAACGAAACGUUUGAAGGGAUAAUAAGGUUAAAGCGUGAAAAAGAUAAAAAGGGGCGGAAAACGAAAAAGGCAGAAAAGCUGGCGUCCAAAGCACGUGAGGGUGGCUCUCGCGGGACUCGGACCCGUCGACGAACAAAUGGCGGCUCGUUGUCCAGCCGAGGAAGCGCGACGGGUAUGCAGUGUGGCCUGUGCGCUGUCGUUGCGGGACUUUUCCGUCGAGCCAUGUGUAUCGCCGGCAGCAGACGAGGUUCCGGCGAAUCCUGCUAUCAGGAGCUUACCGAUGCCGAAGGGCGACGACAUUCGCAGAUCGCACCCAUCGAGACCGGUCUGACUGCGGCGGAGAUCGCGGAACACGUUAUAGAGGCCGUUGAGGCUGUAGAGGAGAGGAGAAGUGCGGAGAUAACGGUGGACAGUGGGGAGCAGAAUGCCGUGUUCAUCCGCAUUUCCGAAAACGCCGCAUUGCCAACAUCCGGCGUAUCGGUGACUUUGACGGAAGUGCGCAAUGAAGCCAGGACAGAUACGACGUUCAGACGCUUGUCAGAGGUAGACCGCAGCCUGCUAGAGAGUUUGGAUAUCGGUCGUUCCAGGCCCAGACCCACCGGUCGAUUCCUGACGAUGCACAAGAGACGCCGUAAGAGGCUUACCACUAGAUCCUUAACCGAAGAGCCUGGUAUCCUGGACGAUAUCUUCCACGGCCUGGUUCAGUGCGUGUUACAGAAGGCUAGCAACUGGCGAUUUAAUGCGUUCACGCUGGAAACGGUGACUGGAGGACGUUCGCUUCCGGUACUAUGCGUCCACCUUUUCCACUGGUACGGACUUCUGGAGUACUUCAACCUGGACGUGGUAACCGUGUGGAAAUUGUUCGCCUUCAUCGAGGAGGGUUAUCAUAGCACAAAUCCUUACCACAACAGUAUACACGCGACCGAUGUGACGCAGGCGAUGCACUGCUUCCUCCAAGAAGAAAAAAUCAGGGCGCACUUAACCAACUUGGAGAUUAUGGCGUCGCUGAUUGCCGCGGUGACGCACGAUCUGGAUCAUCCAGGCGUCAAUCAACCGUUCCUAGUUGCCACGAGCAAUCACUUGGCUGCUCUCUAUCAAAACACGUCGGUUCUUGAGAACCAUCAUUGGAGGUCAGCGAUAGGAUGUCUUCUGGAGAGUGGAGUUUCCGAUCAACUGCCAGCCAACGUGAGGCCAGAACUUCAGCGGCACAUCAGUUCGUUGAUUUUAGCGACGGACAUCACCAGACAACAAGAGUUUCUCAUUCGAUUCAAACAUUACUUGGACGAUAACCUGCUGGAAAUGAGACGCGCAGAUGAUCGGCAUUUUAUCCUGCAAAUAGCCCUGAAAUGCGCCGACAUAUCGAACCCGUGCAGGCCUUGGGACAUCUCGCAAAAGUGGUCGCACAAAGUAUGCGAAGAAUUCUUUCGUCAAGGUGAUUACGAACGUCGUCUAAACCUUCCGGUGACGCCAUUAUGCGAUCGGCAUACCACUAGCAUACCAAAGAUACAGGCUGGAUUCUUUAAAUUCGUCGUGACGCCUCUAUACGAGGAAUGGCAUCGUUUCCUGGGCGAUGGUCUCAGUGUAUCGUUAAUGGAACACCUGCGUACAAAUCAGAAGAAAUGGGAAGCUUUAAUUUUGCAAGAAACAGCGAAGGAUACGGAAACGGAAAUCUCGGAACUCGAGGAGGUGGAAGACGCCGUCAGCUCUGUGGGAGAUCCAGCUGCGGAAGAGGAUACAGCAAGUAUCGAUUUGCUGAUACCAGCUGCGUACGUUCAAUCCUCUAAGAUGCAGAGUCUGCCAGCGCGAGUUGGUCUGGAACGUGUUGGAAGACGCCAUUCCGUACCAUUAAAUAUCACGCAACCCAUGACUCUUCUUCCACGAAGUAACGUUAGGCGUGAGAGUCUACCGACUGAACAGAGCAGAUCGAGGAAUCUUUUAUGGAAAUUGGAUGACCAGAGUCUUUUAGAUCCAAGCUCGAUGUCUUUAUUGUCGUCUAAGACCAGUAUACCCGAACUUUCCCCGAGUGCCAGUAAUACAGGGGAAAGACCGGUCAGUGCUGAAAGUCUGCUGCCAGAAACCAGCAUAGCCAGUAUCACGAAUAGCACUGAAGCCUCGAGAUUAAGCACGGUAUUACAAUCGGAUGCGGAAAAGCCAAGUACACAGACGAAACAACUAACGAGACAACAGACCUUCCCUCCACUACAACCAUAUGUCAGAACAAGGUACUUGUCCACGACCGCGGAGAUGUCGCAAUGUUACUCACAGAUCUUAUUAGAGGCAGACAGUUCGGCUUCUUCCUCGUGCUCGGUGAAAGAGAAAUCAUGUUCGGAUGGCCGCUGCGGUACUCCCCCGUCAAAGGAAAUGGAUACCAGUAACGUUGCAAUAUCGAAAGAAGUAAAUAUGUUAAAUAAGAGACGAGGUUCCGCGAUUCCGGAAACGUUUAGACAGAAAACAGAACCGGUACCAACUAUCGAAUAUCCACGUCGUCAUUCGGUUCAAACGAUCCGUAUAGAAGAUAUCAGCUUAAAAAAUCGAUACAAACGACCAACUUCUGCUCAAGGAACAGAUUCCACGCAUGUUUUCUACGCGUCUUUAGCCGGUUCACGUACCGACAAGGAUGGUCACAGCAUCGAGGAAGAAUCUAAGCCAGGUACUAUCUUCGUCUCGAUAUUAGAAAGUGAAAAGUCGAUAAACGAGGAGCAACGGACUACAAUAUUUAAAAAAUCAGAACAGUAUGGUUCGAUAACCGUUACUGCGAAACCAAAGUGCACCAACUCCGAAUUACGAAGAUACUCAACUCCUGUGCCAGAAACUAAGACAAUAACGACUGAUACCAGUGGUAGACGAUUUACCGCGAUACCAGUAUCCUCCGAACUUAGCACACAUAAAGUGUUCUUUAUUGGUAGCCCGCCAGACUCGCCGCCCCUUGUUCAGAGCGUGUCUUCAUCGAGCGAUAGUGGUAGCGACUCGCGAAGAGCAGAUACGAAUAACGAGAUUGUUUCUAUCGGUAACAAACGGGAUCCGGAUCCUAUGAAAGAACGAAAUUCAAAAGUAGCCAAACUAAGUAUGGAUAUGCAGAUGAAGGAGAACGUUGAUCCGCGAGCGAUAGAAGAUACAAAAGGAAUUAGUUUGUCUAGAAAGGGAAGUCAGUCAUGGACCAGACGACGUGGCUCUGCUCCAGUUGGCCUCAUGUCUAGAUUGGAUGACAUUACGGCACCAGCUAUACCAACCAGGGUUGAUCAUAGUUCCAGGCGUGGUUCUGUACCAAAUGACAUUACUAGACAGCAGGGUGGUGGCUUUAAUAGACUGGCCUUAGGACCUCGAGAGGGUAAUGUUGCAGGACCUCGAAGAGCAAGUCUCCCGCAAGAAACUGCUCUUGGAAAUCUUCUUGGCAAUAUCUUGUCUUUAACAAAUGAACGAGAAAAUCUCCCAAUAAAUAAUAACAAUAAUAAUAACAAUACCGGAAGUAGCAACAAUAACGGAAUAACAAGAAUAAUCGAUAGUACCGGCCCUGGCAUGCCGUCACCGCGGCGAGGUUCAGUGCCAGCAGACAUAUCCGAAUUACGCCGUGAUAUGUUCAAUAGGAGUAGCAUAAAUGGUAAGCCUCGUAAUCGGAAAAAGAUAUUGAGGAGAAGGAGUUCCGGAGGACCAGAAAUGUUCUCUGGAGGAUCCACAGAUGGAAACGAUAAUGGCACAUGGCUUAAAUGGAAGAGGGAACUAGGAAAAAAGGACUCGAUUCCUGAACCGAUCGUCAAACGAAGAGGUUCCUUGCCCAUAGAGAUGGUGGCCAUUACUCAUGCUGGUCGGUACAAUCAUAGAUAAAGGAGGAUGUCGUUAAACACAAGCCGGAUCAGGAUCAGGAGCACGAAGAUCUAGCUUAUGGAGGCUUUAGCAUGCAGUAGAAACAAGUGGACCGUCCGUGUUAUCAGCGGUUAACAUCAGAUCAUCGAAUACUACCGUACUGACAGUCUUUCCUUACAACGUUAGCAGCAACAGCGAUGAUUGACUUCCACGUUUCUGGAUUGCCAAAACUGGAACUCUUCUAACCAACUGUAAUUGUGGGCAAGUGAAUUUUGUAAAAUUAAUCAAGAUUUCUAUAAUAAUAUUUGCAAUAAGAAAACGAAGGAAAAUGUUUGCGGCGAUUUAUUAAACGAUCGUUAAUAAUAAUUUUAUUGCCGUUAUCCCAAAUACUACGCGUAUUAUAUGCCUAUAGUAAAGAAAGUGAAACAAGCUACUUUAAAGGAAAAUGGUAUAUGUAUAUCUUUGAACAUCGGUAUAGUAUACAAAUUCAAGAUUGGCAGAUUGUAACAUGAAAUUUUGCGACAGGGUUAAAUAAUAGCGAACGAAGAAUGAAGAAGUAUGAAUUCUAAAUUCUUCCCCGCAAUUAGUGCACCCGCGUGGAAGAAGUAAAAGUAAUAUACGCAUAUUAGUUAUGUGAGCUCUAUAUUCAUUUGUGCCAUACACAAAUGUUGUUGAAAAUGAGACACAGUCAAACACAGGGUUCAAAAUAUGACGAUUUUAAUAAUUAAAAUGCCUAGGUUCGGAGAAGGAGAAAAGACUGGUAGAGAAACUCACCGUUAUAAAAUUAGACACUUCUAAAGUGGCACAUAAACUGAUUGAAACCUAAUGACAUUUGCUCAUAGUUAAGGAAAUUAAAAUUUUUCGAAACAAUUGGGAUAGAAUGACGUUUUAUCUUCAUUCGGUUGAUCAUACUUAGCGUGCGUCAUUCCCAUCAAAUAUUAAAUACGUUUCUGUACCCACCUCGAACAUAUGAUUUUUUAUUUUUUAUCGGCCAUGUUAACGCAAAACAAGUUGAAUUUAUUAUUAAGUCGAAAAUAAGAGAAAGUAACGGCUAUGAGAAAAAUAGCUCUGAUAGGAAAAAAUAUACUCAAUAUCAGAUGUAGUUUUAUUUAAACUCUAAUGAAAAUCAAGAUAGACAUUCCAUUAAAACAAAUAGCGUACAAUGCAUAGUAACAUGAAUAAGAAUUAAUCAUGAUAAAGUUGUAAUUAUCGCUAUUUAUCAUUAUUCAUUAUAUUAUCAUAAUCAUAAUCAUAACUAUUGUCAUCAUCGUUGUUGUUAUAGUUAUAAAUGAAAUCUUAAAUGACCGUUCAAGUAGAUAGACAUUGUAAACUUAGGAAGUAACAAUAUGUGCGUUUAAUCUCAAAGUUAAUUAGUUAGAGAAUUGCGUGAAAUUAUAACCAUGAUCGUUUAUUAUCAAUGAAAACUAAAGAUGGUUACACGAUGAGUGGGUUUACGGUACGUGAACCGAGAUCAAUCAAAAGCCACAAAAAUUCGUUUAUAUUAUCUAUUAAAAUAUUAAUUUAGUAAAGAACGUUCAAUUAGUAAACUUUAGUUACGUAAAGUACAAUUAUUAAACUGCCUGUGCACAAAUAUGUACAACACGGAUUCAAGCGUUAAUUUGUUUUAUUAUAAAAUUUCUGUUAUUAUAAGGUUACAAUUGUACGAAAGGGAAAUCUUUAAUAGCGUCUUGAAUUACGUUUUUUAGGAAGUAAGGAAAGUUAUAAUUUAUAUCACGUACUGUCAUAAACCUAUCGUCCCUCUGACUGUCAGAAAGUAAAGAAAUAUUAUUAAGCCAUUACAGUUCAGUAAUAAUAUAUACUGAGUCUAAGUUUAUAACUAAUUAAAGUAAUAAUUGAUAUCUGUAUUGAUGUAAUAUAGAUAGGUGAUCCAUUUUCCAAGCAAAAUAUUGCAAAGCUUAACAAACUCUCCCUGGUAAAGAUUCCAGAUCUUCUUGAUGCAAGAACUAUCAGAGCUUUAUGUGUACUUCACUCAAAAUGACCAGAAAACAAAGGUGAAGAGAAUCGCCUUGAAUAGAUUUCAAAUCUUUGAACACAAAAUAUGAAAACAAUUCUUAAGUUUUCCUAUUUAUAAUGCAGGGUCACUGCAUAAAUGACUCGUUGUAUAAGUGUAUUGACAACUAAGUUAGUAUAAAACUACUAGUCUUUCUAACUCUUAAUAUAAUUUGUAUAUAAAUAUAAAACUAUAUAUAUACAUCUCAUUUGACAAAGAAAUGCACAGACAACGCCAAGGAACACAUUGAUAAACGCUAUUGAAAAGUUUCAGUGAAAAAUUUAUUUAUUUAUACUUCUCUAAAUACUUAUCUUUACAGACAGACCAAUAAAAAUGGGACUAAAUGGAAUCUCUUCGUGAAAAUGAUAAUUGACUUAGCUUCUGAACUAAAUUUGAAUUCAAUAAUAUACAUGACCAUUCUGUCCAACUACUUUUUGAAGAAUUUAUGGCACCUAGAUAUACAUACAUGUUCCCUGUUACAAUACAAAACAUGCCUCAUUCCAAUAGAGAAUUAUUGAUGUUCUUCAAAAAUUCUCUUCUGCCAUCCUAUAGAUAUGUACCGUGUAUUUAUAUUACACUGUUUUCUAAGAUUAUAUUAUCGCGGAUGUGCAAAAUUAACGAAACAGUUUAUUAAUUAUUAUUUUAUAGGAAUGGAUGUAAUAGAAUAUUUGACAUAUAAUGCGUCAAGCAGUGUCUAUGCUCAUACAAAUAUCAAUUUUUUAUGCCAAAAUCUUACGCUAUUAUAUUAUUAUGAGUCAUUAAUCUUUUAUUAUAAUCUUUUUUCAUGCUUUUACUCGAUCAUUUUAUUUACAACGAAGGAUCAGUAAAAAAUGAAAUAAAAUUCUAAAAAUUCAGGGAUAUACGUUCUUUGUUUAAAUUACUGUAUUGAUAAAAGUUUGAAAUUAUAUUCACAUUAAAGUUAUAUCCAAUGUUAUAUUUAUAUGAAAUAUACUUUUUUUUGCAAUUUCCUUACAAUUUUUUAAACUAUCGAUUGUUCAAGAUCCUAUAUUACUAUAAUUAUUACUGUUAAAGUUCACAUAAAUGCACAUUUUGAUACCUAACAAUGGCCAAAUUAUUUAUCAUUUUUUUUUUUGUAUUAAUUUUCUUAAUACAUAUAUAAUGAUACUAUAAAUAAUUUUGUUUAUACUCCAUUCAUAAUGAAAACAUAAGAAUAAUGACAACCAAUUAUCUCUCUCUUUCUCUUGAGGUAUAUUAAUAUAUUGAAACAUCUGCGAUAUGGUGAAUAAUUAAUUAAUGUAUGAGUGAAAUUGAGAAGCUUGUUCCCAAAUUUAAUAAAAUGAUUAAGUAUAUUAAAUCAGAAUAUUUCCUUUCAAAAUAAAUCAAACAAGUGAAUACCAUAGAACGUCUCUUUUUUUUAACUAAUAUUCUUCUUUUUACGUUGAAAAUAUUAAACAUUGUAAUUAUACACCAGCAAAAAAAAAAAUCGCGUGCAAUUCGCAGUAUUGGAAAUGUCAAUUAACAAGUAACAAUUCGUAUGUAAUCGGUCUGACGAUAAGAAAGUCGUUAUGUAUUUUCUAUAAUGUUACUGGUAGAUAGCUACUGCGUUAGAUACAAUUAAACGAUGUGUUCUUAUCAUUAUUCAUAAUUAAAUUAUAAUGUCGUUACAAUAAACGCAAGAUGCGAAAUAGUAUGAAAUGGACAUGUGCAUGUGUGGCAGCGAUAAGAAUGUGAGUGUAGUUCAAUUUAUUGUCCUAUUUAUGGUGGACAGUGUGGAAAAAAAAGUUAAUAUAUAUGUAUAUGUAUGUGGUGGCUCUACAUGGCCUAUUAUAUUAUUAGAUCGAAAUUACUAUAGUAGAUAAUUAUAGUACCCAAAUUUUCUAUAAUUUUCAUUCGGUUGUAUUGAUUAUUUAUUUCAUCAAUGUACAUGCAAUUUUACCCAUUGUACGGUACAACUCCCAUUAUAAGUUUCAAAUUGAAUGAUACGUGAUACAAUAUGUAAACCCAUCUUCUUUAUUAAAAAAAACACACAAAAGUUA